This is a messenger RNA of Gadus macrocephalus (Pacific cod), 3634 nucleotides long. Its product is annotated as disintegrin and metalloproteinase domain-containing protein 8-like. NCBI's taxonomy places the organism in Eukaryota, Metazoa, Chordata, Actinopteri, Gadiformes, Gadidae. Gene Ontology annotation, molecular function: cell adhesion molecule binding; metalloendopeptidase activity. Bases 112 to 2748 code for a protein of 878 amino acids. Gene Ontology annotation, biological process: regulation of cell-cell adhesion; positive regulation of membrane protein ectodomain proteolysis; proteolysis. The record is from RefSeq and is a predicted model, not a curated record. The transcript has 25 exons.
GGAGGCGUGUGCAGAAGGCCGGGUUAUUUCCCUCCCCAGGAUUCAAUGAAGCAUUAAGCCGAAGUUUCUGAACGGGUGAAGAUAUACAGUUUGGACUACUAGGAAUAAAACAUGCAAUACUUGGAUUAUUUAAUAUGUCUAUACAUCUUCUUUGGGGGGACGUGUGUGGACAGCCUAAAGAAACUACCUCAUGUGAUCAAAUAUGAAACAAUUACGCCUCAAAAACUACAUAAACUAUCUCAAACAAAUACAGAACAACAGAAAACCCCUCCAAUAGUCACAUUCUCACUGGCCAUAGAUGGGCUGAACAGGACUCUCCACUUGGAAAGAAACAUACAUCUUAUUGGGAGAAACUUCACUGUUGUACAUUAUUCUGACCAAGGCACUGCAGAAACAACCAUACCAGAUUAUAAGGACCACUGCUACUACCAUGGGCGCAUCGUGGAAGUGGAGGACUCCUCGGCCAGUAUCGACCUCUGCUCAGGAAUCAACGGGUACGUGCGUAUCGAGGACCAGUCGUACCUCAUUGAACCCCUCGCAGAGGAAGGGGAGACGGACCAGCAGGAAGGCACCGGAGAAGGGGAGGGGCUUCACGCCGUGUACAACUCCAGACACCUGAGACGGAAGAGGAGCUCCUGUGGCCAUGACAACGAGGAGACCGUCUUUGACCACGGGUCGAUCCCCUCCGGACUGUUCCGUCUCAGUAAACCGAAAAGCUCUCAGCAGAUGAAGAAGUUCCAGAUCAGCAGAACCAGAACAGUGGAAUUGGUUCUGGUGGUGGACCAUGCAGAGUACAAGAAGUACGGCAGCAGGCAGACUGUGGCAGCGAGGAUGCUUGCGGUGGUGAACCACGUGGACAAGCUGUAUCGUAGCCUGGGUAUCCGCGUGAUGCUGGUGGGUCUGGAGAUCUGGACCUACCGAGACCAGAUAGAGGUCAGCCCCGAUCCCAACAUCACAUUGGAACGCUUCAUGGCCUGGCGCCAGCAGACACUGUUACCGAGGACCAAGCAUGACAACGCUCAGUUCAUCACGAAGGUGGAUUUCAUCGGCAAUACCGUAGGCCUGGCGUUCACCGGUGAAAUAUGUACCAGCCGUUCUGUGGCCGUCAACGAGGAUCAUGACGAUAACGCCAUCGGGGUGGCGACCACCCUCGCCCACGAGAUGGGGCACAACCUGGGCCUGUCUCAUGAUGCUCCAGGCUGCGUCUGCCGGUCCUCCCAGCCUCAGAGCGGCUGCAUCAUGGCCCCGUCACACGGGCAUUUCUAUCCAGAGGUGUUUAGCACAUGCAGCCUGGACCAGCUCGCCCAGUUCCUGGAGCAAAAGGACCCUGCUUGUCUGCUGGAGACCCCCUCUACUGACCGCAUCUUUGGAGGCCCCGUGUGUGGAAAUGCCUUUGUGGAGCCUGGAGAAGAAUGUGAUUGUGGCACUGUGACGGAAUGUAAGAAUCCAUGCUGCAAUGCCACCACAUGCAAACUCAACGCAGGGUCCAAAUGUGCAGAGGGAGAGUGCUGCAGUAAUUGCCAGCUGCAGCCGACUGGCACCAGGUGCAGAGUGCAGGCCACAGAGUGUGAUAUGGCCGAGUUCUGCACCGGCUUCUCAGCCGCCUGCCCCAAGGAUGCCUUCACCCAAAACGGCCGGCCCUGUGACCGCGGGAGUGGCUACUGCCUCAACGGACAGUGUCCCUCCCGGGAGCAACACUGCAAGAGACUUUGGGGCCCAGAUGCUCAGGAGGCAUCGGCGCGUUGCUACAGCGUUGCUGGCAAGGAUCAAAAGUGUGGGACGCUGAUGUGCUCAGGAGGCUGGAAAUUCCCCCUCACUAACUCACGGACCACUUACUCUGUUCCCAAUGGAGAGCCAUGCUACGAGGCGUCCAUAGAUCCUAAGGACAACUUCCCAGCCGAUUUGGUGAAGAUUCCUACUGGGACCAAAUGUGGAAGCAACAUGGUCUGCUACGAACAGAGUUGUCAAAACAAGAAGGACAUAGUGAGUGUCUACGGAACGGAGGAGUGCUCGGAUAAGUGCAACGACCGCGGGGUGUGUAACCACGAGAGGCAGUGCCACUGUGACCCCGGUUGGGCCACGCCCUACUGUGAUGUGAAGCUCACAGAAGGGUCUCCAGGGAUGAAACCUUCUGUCGCUAUUGGUUUGUCCGUGGCCGCAGUGCUGGUUCUUCUGUUCGUCGGGUUCUUCGGAGUAGUGCUGUGGCGCAAAAAGAGCAGAGGCUCCCAAAAGAGACCUCGCCACACCUCCACUGGAGAGGUCAACCCCGUGUUUCAGUCAGGACAGGGAAGCCCUCGUCCCAGGCCACCGUCGAUCGGCAAGCCCAAGUUUGUGACGUCUACGGCUUCUCAAGUCUCUCGACCGGCGACUCAGCCUCUCAGGGGGGGGUUAGUGCCCAGCAGAGCUGCCCCGGAGCCUCCCAAGAAAAUGGCCUUUGUGGCUCAACCGCCUGGGGUCCAACAGAUGGUGAAGCUUUCACCAAGGGUCCCAAGCCAGGAUAUUGAUUUAAAGAACAAACCGCCCCCACCAGCCAGACCGCUCCCACCGCUUCAAAGCAAAACGGUUCGGUUAUCCCCCACACACACAGACACACGGACACACACGCACUCGCCAUCUUGUAUAUUAAAGUGUUACUUUCUCUUCCUAUGUAGGUCACAAAACCAACACCCCCAGUACCUCCCAGUAAGCCCUCUGGUUCCCCAUCCCCGUGGACACAUAAUCAACUGCCUGCCGCCAGAGCUGCUCUGAAGCCUCCCACCCAUCUGCGAUGAAUGCCGGAGCGGUUGCGUUCCUCCGUCAUGAGGAGACCUCUCAUAGUGCUUCUUACGUUUGACUCAUCCUGCGCCUUGGGUCUUGCUCAUUCCUUCUCCGGAUCUCAUCGCACCCGGUUUAUGGGAACCGCUCGGCGGGAAAGAUCCUAACCUCGGCACAUUGUGGCUAUGGUGAUUUUCAAAUUCCUAAGGUGCUUGUGUGUGUUUUCUUUCAAAGGCGAUGCUCAGAAGGAAUACAGAAUCUUUAAUGUGACAUCCGGUCCAACCGGACAUGAGCACGGGGGAGGAAUGAGAUUUAAUCAGCUGGAUUGGUUACUUCUAAAUAGGUCAGGGUACAACUGUGUUAUGAUUGGUUGACACAGGACUUUUGAGAAGAACAUUUCAGACCGUAAAAACUGGAUCUUGCUAAAUAGAUGAUUGGGGUUAAACAGCCAAGGCAACAUUUGAAAGAUUUUUAACAUUCGGCUAUUUUUAAGGCUGUCAAUCAUUUAUCUGUCUUGCUUUUUCUAUGACUGCAUUGCGAGUAAAUGGGAUUUCUGUAACAUACCAGAAUUGUUAUGUACUUUUUUCUAUGAAUGAUUUUUUUCUAAUUUUCCCUUUUUGGUUAAAGAGAUAAUUUUUUUUUAAGUUGACGAUGCCAUGCACUAUGACUGGAAGUAUUAGACAUUUAUUUUGAUGAAAUUUGGUAGCUUUUGUUUUACUUUUUAUAUGACAUUGGAUGCAAUACGUUUCCAACAUUGAGUUGAAAAUAUAUGGUGAUGCUAUAAAGCCUAAUAUAAUAUGUAUGUAUUAUUUAUGUUUAAUAUGCAACUGUACCUGGUUGACUGGGAAAGGGAAUAAAAUUGAAAAAUGUGAAUUUUGAA